Solanum lycopersicum (tomato) is the source of this 1235-nucleotide messenger RNA. Its product is annotated as protein AGENET DOMAIN (AGD)-CONTAINING P1-like. The record is from RefSeq and is a predicted model, not a curated record. Lineage: Eukaryota; Viridiplantae; Streptophyta; Magnoliopsida; Solanales; Solanaceae.
UUUCAAUUUGAAGCAUUCUCAUGAAAAGUGUACCUACACCAUAAAGCACCAAACAGCUCUCUCUCCUAUUCCUAUUCCUAUUCCUUAUCCCUCUCCCUCUGCUUCCUACAAUUUCUACUCUCACAGUAAGUAACCCCUUCUCAUUCUCACGCUCACUCUAGGGUUUUCCACAUGCCACUGCAUACAGCCCAACAAUGCUUCAACAAAGGAGAUGACGUAGAAGUGCUAAAAACCAACCCUUUUACCAUCUGGUUACCCUCUACCGUAAUCCGAUCAACCCCAUGUAAGAAAACCAGAAAUGGUCAAAUUUACGUUGAGUUCCAGACCCUUUCCGCCGAGGAACCUUCUGGAAGCCGGAGGGAGUACGUAAACGCCGGUGAUGUACGUCCUGCACCUCCACCGGAGCUUCACAGGUACUUCAAGGUUGGUGACAAUGUCGAAGUUCUUUACGAACAAAAAGGGUGGAGAAAAGGGAAGGUGACUGAUAUAUUGAAGAAUUCUAUGUAUUUCGUUUCACUUGAUGGUGUAGAGGAAGAAAUUGUUAAAGCGGAACAAUGGGAUUUAAGGGUUUAUCGAGUCUGGGAUGAUGGUUCUUGGCUUCCUCCUCUUGACUUCCAACAAAUGCCCCAGAAAAACAGACCAGAGGUAGAGCUGAAGUCAAGAGGGGUCAAACUCAGGAUAAUGUGUAGCCGGUCUUGGAAGGAUGUAUUUAGCGAAGGGAUGUCUGUGGAGGUGAAACGUGAUAUAGAAGGUUGCUAUGGUUCAUGGCAUACUGCAGCUAUUGUUGAAUCUGUUGGCUAUGACAAGUUUUUGGUUGAAUACGAGAAACUGAAAACCGUGAACGGAACUCAAUUUCUCAAAGAAGAGGUUGAUGCUUCAUACAUCAGACCUUGUCCACCUGAAAUACGAUCAUUUCAUCAAUAUGAACAUCAUGAUAGAGUAGAUGCUUGGUUGAAUGAUGGAUGGUGGGAAGGUCAUAUAACAGAAGUUCUUGGUGGUUUAAAGUAUACAGUUUGUUUGAUGAACACAGAGGAUGAAUUUGUGUUUGAGCAUUCUAUGCUAAGGCCUCGUCAAGAAUGGGUCAGAGAGAAAUGGCUUACUGCCAGAGAGUUUGAUAGAAGUUCAUCUGACAUGACACUGAAGUCAAAGGAGCUGAAAAUCAGGAUAAAGUGUAGUGGAAGGACAUCGAAGCCAAAGUUCAGCAAAGGGAUGAGGGAGAAGUGAGAAGUGAUGAA